GUCGCCAACGCUCCGCACACGUCACCUCCUACGUCGCAACCCCUGUGCUGUCAUCUCGCGACGCCACAGUUCAUCAUCAGCGCAGCAUCUUCCCGACGUAGUAUCUUCCGACGAUCCUUCCUUGUCGCACAUCUCCCGCCUCAAGGAUUACUCUCUGGACUCUCUAUUCCAGCAAUUGCGACCCCGUGUACAGAGAAUCUUCCUCUCGCUGCCUUCCUGUGAAGCACGGGAUCACACCUGAACCUUUAAUUAGCCAAAGUUUCACUUCCUUCGAGGACCCCAACUGCAAGACCCCUUCCCACGCGGAGCCCGACCGACAAGAUGGCUACCAACGGAAACUUUGCCCAGCAGGACCAAUACAAGGGCUCCGCCGACCAGUACUCCAACAAUGCCACAAUCGAGACCACAAACGCGUCGGGCACCAAUGACCUGUCCAAGGAUGAGGUUGGCUGGUACUUUGUCGAGCAGUACUACACAACCCUCAGCAAGUUCCCCGAGAAGCUUCACUUGUUCUACGGCAAGCGGUCGCAGUUCGUUAGUGGUGCAGAGGCCGAGGUAGCCAACGUAUCUGUUGGGCGUCAGGCUAUUCAGGAGCGCAUCAAGCAGCUCGACUUCCAAGACUGCAAGGUCCGCGUGUCGAACGUUGACAGCCAAGCUUCCUCUGCCGACAGCAUCGUCAUUCAAGUCAUUGGCGAGGUCUCCAACAAGGCCGGUGAACCCAAGAAGUUUGUCCAGACAUUUGUUCUCGCCCAGCAGCCCUCUGGCUAUUUCGUCCUGAACGACAUCCUCCGCUACAUCGACGAAGAGUCCGAGGAAGAAGCUCAGCCCCCUACUGAGAUUUCCGCCGAUCGACCCAAUGCCGACAUCACAACAACAAAGGAGACCGCUGAGCCCGAAGCUGCCCCUGCCGUUGAGGCUGCGACUAGCCAAGACAAUGAGCUGGACACCGAGGUCGUCAAGGAGAAGCUGGAGGCUGCUACUUCUGAGGACAAGACUGCCGAUAGCGCCGCUCUCGAUGCCGGCGGUGAUGCCCAGGCUCAGGAGACCGAGUCUCAGGCAAUUGAUCCCGACAGCACUGCCCAGCAGCUGGCUGAGGAGGACGUCAAGCAGCCCGAGAAGCCAAAGGACCCCAGCCCUACACCUGCUCCCAAGCAGGCUGCGCCGGCUGAGGCCGCCCCUGCAGCCGAGAAGCCUACCGGGCCUCCCAAGCCUAUGACCUGGGCUAGCCGUGCGGCAGCAGCAGCUGGACCUCGUCCAGUUGUCCCUCUCCCCAAGACAGCUACACCUCCCGCCCAGCAGCAGGAGAACAAGCCGCCAACUGCCCAGGCCGCUGCCGCGCCUGCUGCCGCAUCUCCCGCUCAGACAAGUGCCCCCGCUCCCGCCACGACUGCCGAACCUGCCAAGGAAGCCUCCGGUUGGCAGACUGCUGGCAGCGACUCGAAGCGCCAGAACCGCCCGCAGUCCGUGUCGGCAGCCCCUGAGAAGGAGGGCACCCUUGGUUACGUGAAAUUUGUCACAGAAAAGGUUCAGGAGUCUGACCUCAAGAAGGCCCUCGAGGCCCAUGGUGAGCUUGCUUACUUUGACAUCAACCGUCAGAAGAACUGCGCGUUUGUCGAGUACAAGACCACGGAGGGCUACAAUGCCGCUGUGAGCGCCAACCCUCACACCGUCAACGGAGAACAGAUCAUUGUCGAGCCGCGUCGCCCCAAGACCAGCACGUACGGCGGUAACAGCUACGGCGGCGGUCGUGGCGGCUCCCAACGCGGCCGUGGUGGCUUUGAGGGUGGCCGUGGUGGCCAAGGCAACGCCAGGGGUAACUUUUCUGGCCAGAACCGUGGACGCGGCGGUGCUCGCGGUCGCGGUGGCGCCGCGCAGGCCACCAAUGCUUAAGCGAGCAUAUUGACCGAAACAACAAGGGCUGCCGUGGGAAUUUCCAGCGCUCUGUUCGAUUGAAACUGCGAGUGUAACGUGCUGAGAGGUGUUCACGUGUUGCUCGUUAUUACGCCAGAGGCAUAAUGUCUGGUCGGUGC
Messenger RNA from Emericellopsis atlantica, 2030 nucleotides. Its product is annotated as NTF2 and RRM domain-containing protein. The record is from RefSeq and is a predicted model, not a curated record. Gene Ontology annotation, molecular function: mRNA binding. The coding region runs from base 322 to 1890 and encodes 522 amino acids. The transcript has 4 exons. Gene Ontology annotation, cellular component: Ubp3-Bre5 deubiquitination complex; ribonucleoprotein complex; cytosol. NCBI's taxonomy places the organism in Eukaryota, Fungi, Ascomycota, Sordariomycetes, Hypocreales, Bionectriaceae. Gene Ontology annotation, biological process: ribophagy; protein deubiquitination.